This is a messenger RNA of Impatiens glandulifera, 1937 nucleotides long. RefSeq names its product transcription factor bHLH130-like. The transcript is spliced from 9 exons. Lineage: Eukaryota; Viridiplantae; Streptophyta; Magnoliopsida; Ericales; Balsaminaceae. Gene Ontology annotation, molecular function: RNA polymerase II cis-regulatory region sequence-specific DNA binding; protein dimerization activity; DNA-binding transcription factor activity, RNA polymerase II-specific. Gene Ontology annotation, cellular component: nucleus. The coding region runs from base 1 to 1515 and encodes 504 amino acids. The record is from RefSeq and is a predicted model, not a curated record. Gene Ontology annotation, biological process: regulation of transcription by RNA polymerase II.
AUGUUUAUUAAUGAGGUGAAGAUUUAUGCACUCUUCCUUCAAGGUGAUGAUGAUGCAGCUGACAUGGUGGAUCGGGAGUUCAUUGAUAAUUUGUUGCAAGAGAAGGAUGCCGUGCACGAAGUUGUGAAUUUGGUGGAGGAAAACUUAAAGAGUCUGGAUGCAAAGCUGAAAAGUCUGAGGUCGGGGCCAUCUCUCUUAGAAUUGAGGGAAAAAGAGAAGAGUUUUCUGGAAGAAGAUUUGGGAAACUUCCAGAACUCGGGAAAACUACCCAAUUUUGAAAUAGUAACAGAGAACUCGAAUCCAACUCACCUUCUUCUUCUUCUUCAUCUGUUAAGUUCAUGUGAUGAUGGCAGCGGAAGGAUUCUGUUGGUGAUCAGGAUUCAGACGACGAAGACGGCGAAAGAUUCAAGUCUCUUGCAUACACAUACGCAAUCUUACGAGUAUUCACACGGAGUAGAAUUCAUGAAGAAAGAAAUAGCAGUGAAUGCCGAUCAUUAUCGUCAUCAAACUACCGGUCUAGUGAGUUACCGAUCUGCGCCGAGCUCGUUCUUCGCGGAUCUCAUGGAUGAAGGCAACGGAUGUGAAGAUUUAUUUAGUGCCGAUGAAACUGCAUCGAUGAUCGCCAGUUUCAUGGACUCGACCGGCUCUCUCAGCGAGUCAGGUUCUGGUGAUUUUCUGUUUGAGGCGAAGGUGAAGCCGGAAGAGGCGGAUGAGUGUCCAUUGGUAGUGGAGAACGGGCAUUUAAUGUUGGCGUCAUGGACGGUUUGCGAACAGAAUCAGACGGCUCGUGAGUUAGAGAGAUCAAUUGGUGCUGGCGGAUUUCACAGGGUUAAAUCGUCGGACGGAGGAAACUACUCGAAUUUGAUGCGGCAGAACAGCUCUCCAGCUGGAUUCUUCUCAUGUCUCAACGAUGGAAACGGGAAAGCAGAUGAGAACUUUAAUGGCAAUAUUAGGGAAGAGAAUCAACCAAUUGCCAGGAUAAGAGAAGUAAAUUUCUCAUCAGCCCAAUGCUUUUCAUCAAGGUUUAUUCCUCAAAAUGAAGAGGAGGGUGUUAUGGAUAGUAAUCUAGAAAGACACUAUCUAGAAGAAAGUAGAAACAUCAAUGGAUAUCAUGUUCCAGAAGUAUUCCAGAGUGAUUCUUGGAUCAAUCCUUCCUCUACUGGAAAGAAAAGAAGAAGAGAAGGAAAUGAUAUGAACGAGAAUGGAAUAUUUAACCAUUCAAGCCAUCAAGAGACUUCAUCAGAGUGGUUGCAGUUUCAGCAAGAUUCUGUCCCCUGUAAGCUUCGUGCGAGAAGGGGUUUUGCAACACAUCCCCGUAGCAUAGCAGAAAGGACGAGGAGAACACGAAUUAGUGACAGAAUGAAGAAGCUGCAAGAUCUAUUUCCAAAUAUGGAAAAGACAAGCAUAUCGGAUAUGUUAGAUUUGGCAGUUGAACACAUUAAGAAUCUUCAAAAGCAUGUGGAUAUGCUAACAGACAACCAAUCAAGGUGCACAUGUUCGACUAGGCAGGCUUGACUAUGUGUAUAGGUAGCUGUAAGACCAUGCUGCGAUCAAAACCAUAAAUGGGAGGACCAUUUACUAGGAAACAUAAACAAGGCUGACCAAGAGUUCUAACAGCUUGACAACAUGCCUGGCUCGGGCCAAUGGGACUAAAUGAGACUACUGCCGGUCUGCAAGGGAUCAGUUGAAUCAUGGUCGAGAAGAAUGAUCUGGAACAGGUUUGGCUUUCGCCUUGAUCUGCUAGACAAACCAUUACCAACAGCAGUACUAAUGAAAAUGUGUUUGUAUCCUUAAGGAACUUCUUCAUUUCUCCUUCUCCUCUUCUAACACUAAGAAAUCUGGUAAAUUGGUAAUGGGUUUUACAUAAGGCUAUCAUGGAGUUAAUAAAAAGGUCAUCUUUUUGUGGAACCAAAAAAAAAAGAAAAGGCAUCAUGACU